Messenger RNA from Nannochloropsis gaditana CCMP526, 360 nucleotides. RefSeq lists its product as uncharacterized. The record is from RefSeq and is a predicted model, not a curated record. The coding region runs from base 1 to 360 and encodes 119 amino acids. The transcript has a single exon.
AUGUCCCCUUGGGUCUUCAAUGGGGCUGGUGAAGACGUGCCUACCGCAUGGUUGUCCCUCGUCCGUGCAGUGGAAGCCCAGGAAGGAUUGAAGGUUGUGGAAAUCGACAACGGAAGCAAGCAAUACUAUCUCCGGGCGGAAGCGCCGAGCAAAGUACCCCCCGGCGGAGUGGACGACUUGGAAUUCCUCUUAUCGCCGAAAGAUGGCUUGGUGUUCUUCCGCUCCGCCUCACGACAAAUGGCCUUCCUCUACCCGUUGACCCAGCCCGUGGGCGAUGGAGGGAGCAUCAAGAAGAGGCUGGAAACGAUCCAGAAGGCCGUGGGCUGGUCGACUGUUGAGGAGUUUUACGACUACAAGUAA